Molecule: messenger RNA, 1523 nt
Organism: Ixodes scapularis (black-legged tick)
Lineage: Eukaryota; Metazoa; Arthropoda; Arachnida; Ixodida; Ixodidae
Gene: Gclm
Product: glutamate--cysteine ligase regulatory subunit
Exons: 8
Coding region: 396-1196 (266 amino acids)
Biological process (GO): glutathione biosynthetic process
Cellular component (GO): glutamate-cysteine ligase complex
Molecular function (GO): enzyme regulator activity; glutamate-cysteine ligase catalytic subunit binding
Source: RefSeq, a predicted model, not a curated record
GAAAAACAAAAACAAACAAAAAAGGUGCCACAGCUGAUUCGCGGACCUUGCUGCGUGACGUUUCUACGCAGGACUUCUGUAGGCUGCAGCGGUGACAGACGAGUUCCAAAACCUCAAUAGCGAUACGUAACCACUCUGCCAAUCCACACACACGCACGCACACACAUAUGAAAAGAAGGAAAAGGCAGAAAAGGGCAAUCCACGUGAUGCCGAGCACGUGAUUCAAUUAUAGUUGUGUCAACGUAGUCAGAGGAGUCAGCGUCUGCAUAGCGUCUGUGUGUCUGUGUCGAGCGUGGCGUUGCUAAGGCAGCAGGAUCGAGGCAGCGCGAAAUCCCCGAACUCGCGUCUGGUAUUCUUUCCCGACUUCAAAGAAGCGCCGUGCGUUUGGCGUGAAGAUGAACAAGCCGGCGCUCCUGCCCGCCUCGGUCAGCGAAGUGGUGUUGAACACGGGAAACAUCCUCGGCUGCAAAGAGCUCACCAAGAAAGUGUUUCAGUCCCUCGUCGAAGAGCUCAUCCAAAGCCUAAACCUUUCUCUCAUGAAAUGGACUUCGAUUAACAACGGCCAAGGGACGGACGGCAAGAUACUGGAGUAUGUCAACAAGGACCUCCCGUGCACGAUCAGUGCCAGCGAGAGAGCAACUUUCAAAAUAACCGUAAAAAUCUUCCUAAGCCAUUUCAAUGCUGCGGCACUUCAGAGAGCCACCACCAAAGUGCUGGAGCACCUUGGGGUGGAGGAGGUGGACUCGCUGAUCGUAGCCUUCCCGGUGCUGGCCACCAAGCUGACCCUGGACCAAGUGCAGCCGGUCUGGGAGGCUGCAGAGGUCCUGGUGGCCAAGGGCAGGGCGCUGGCAGUCGGGGUCAGUGACCUCGACAGCUCCCAGCUCAAGGAGCUCUACAACUGGGCCAAGGUGAAGCCCAGCGUGAACCAGGUGAACCUGGACUCUUGCUGCGUCAUUCCACAGGAGAUGGCAGAGUUUGCCAAGGUCAGCAACAUCCAGCUGCUCACGCACAGCGACCCCAAAGUGGUGCUAGAUGCAGAUGCGAUGGAGCGACUCCUCAAGGACUACGUUCCGGAUCGAGAGCUGGGGAAGUGGUCGUCGUCUUGGGUGGCACGCUACUCGGUGCUGGUCAAGUGCCGGGGCUUCAUCCAGAGCAAGGGGUACAUCGCAGACCUGGUCCGGAGGGAGUCCUCUUGAGGUCACGCGGCGUCGCCUCUUCCAGUCACUCGUAACCUCAAGAGCCGAGGCCGGUCCCGCGUCUGGCCCUGCCUCGUAAAACGUCCCUCGGCUCUGCGACGCAGGUGCUACCCACCUUGUGGCUUUGCACGGCCCUGGACGAAAGGGAGCUCAACCUGCACACGAUUAGGGAUCUCUCAACUUCGUGGGGCUAUGCCAGUCGGCAAGGACGGAAGCGAAGGCACAAAUGUUUAUGAAUUCUCUCGACGAAACCCUUUUGCUGCUCUCUCGUUAAAUCGAUCCCUACUUGUGUUAUUGUUAUCCAGGUCUGUGGGGACGUCAAGAAAU